This is a messenger RNA of Pieris brassicae (large cabbage white), 2670 nucleotides long. RefSeq names its product protein I'm not dead yet-like (gene Indy). Gene Ontology annotation, molecular function: succinate transmembrane transporter activity; citrate transmembrane transporter activity. NCBI's taxonomy places the organism in Eukaryota, Metazoa, Arthropoda, Insecta, Lepidoptera, Pieridae. Bases 209 to 2161 code for a protein of 650 amino acids. The record is from RefSeq and is a predicted model, not a curated record. The transcript has 15 exons. Gene Ontology annotation, biological process: citrate transport; monoatomic anion transmembrane transport. Gene Ontology annotation, cellular component: membrane.
AAAUAAAAAAGGUAACCGUAAGCCAUACGCCAGUUUGCCUCAGUGAUCAGUCAACAUUCGGCGCGCGUAGAGUGUAGACCUCAUACGUACGCGAAGACUUUAGUCCGUUAGUGUAAGUUUUGUGUAGUGGAAGCCGCAAAAUCAACUUUGUUUGAUCUGCUGGAGAAUGUGGUAGACAGAACAUAUACAAAAUUGACUAUUUAUAAACAUGUCUAGUGCAGUCGAAAAUGGGAUUGGAGACGACGGCCGGAGUACUACGUAUUAUUUCUCAAAAGGAAGAACUAGUGCAACACUAUGGCAAAGAAUAAGUUUGUUUAUUUCAAUUUACUGGAAGGCCCUGAUUGUUGUUAUUACCCCAUUAAUACUACUACCAAUACCAAUAUUAAAUGCCGACUCAGAAUCUGUUAAGGCCUACAAAUGUAUGUAUGUAGUCCUCAUAAUGGCUACCUACUGGGUCCUUGAACUUCUGCCUCUACCUGUCACCUCUAUGCUUCCAAUUGUCAUGUUUCCAACUCUGGGCAUUCUGGACUCUGACAAAACCUGUGCAGCAUAUAUGAAGGAAACUAAUAUGAUGUUCAUGGGAGGUCUGAUGAUUGCUGCUGGUGUUCAGCAUUCAAAGCUUCCUAAGAGAGUGGCUUUGUGGACUGUUCAAGUGGUUGGAUGUUCACAUAGAAGGUUAAAUUUCGGCCUGACUUUUGUUACAAUGUUCAUAUCUAUGUGGGUAUCAAAUGCAGCAGCUACCACAAUGAUGGUUCCCAUCGUUGAAGCCAUAUUAGAAGUAUUUGAACAGCAAGGCCUUGGAGAUGUCUACAUUAAUAAGAAAAAAGCGCUUACUGAAAACGGUAAAGACUGCAAGCAAACAGCUAAUAAAAAUAAUACAGAAGAAACUCCAAUUCCAAGCGACAUAACAACGUGCUACUUCCUAAGUAUAGCGUACGCCUCAACACUGGGUGGAUGCGGAACACUCGUGGGCACGGCCACUAACUCCGCCUUCAAAGGGAUCUUCGACUCCGAGUUUCCCGAGAUAUCAGGCGCUGUUGAUUUCUUCUGGUUCAUGGCGUACAGUACUCCGCCAAUGCUGCUUAUGCAAGUGCUAGUAUGGAUCUCUCUUCAGGUCACUUUCAUGGGGCUAUUCCGUCCGAAUAGUGAAGCGGCAAAGAAGGUGAAUGCUGCUUCAUCAGGCUCUGAAAACACAAUGCAAGUCAUCCGAGAACAGUACAAAAACCUUGGACCUGUCACAUUCCACGAAAAGGCCUCUGGAUCUCUUUUCAUCUUGGCUGUAUUCCUCUACAUCUUCAGAAAACCUGGAUUUAUGCUGGGAUGGGCCGAUGUUAUUACAACUAUGAAAGUGAAAGAUGGCGUAGUAUCAAUGUUCAUAGUGAUACUCAUGUUCGUUCUUCCAAUGUCCAUCGACUGCAUGAAGUUCUUCUCUUCUUCUUCUUCCUAUGAAGAAUUGUCUCAGUACAAACCAUCACCAAGUAUCGUCACAUGGAACAUUUUGAAGGAAAAGAUACCUUGGGGACUUCUCUUCUUACUUGGUGGUGGCUUCGCCCUAGCCGAAGGCAGUAAAGCAACUGGCCUUUCUUCCAUGAUUGGUACUUCCCUGAUAGGCCUACACGGGCUACACCCGACGAUAGUGUUGCUAGUCGUGGUUCUAGUCACGCAGUUUAUCACGGAGUUUACCUCGAAUGUUGCCAUCGCCAAUUUGAUUCUUCCAGUUUUGGCGAAUAUGGCUCGGACUCUGGACAUGGAUCCUCGUUACCUGAUGAUACCAGCAACCCUCGCUUGUUCCAUGGCUUUCCACAUGCCAGUUGGAACUCCACCCAAUGCCAUAGUAGGCGGUGUCGCCCAUAUACCCACCUCCAAAAUGGCCGUCGGUGGUAUUGGCCCGAAAAUCAUCACCACUCUCAUCAUAUGGGGAUCGUACCCCACAUGGGGCUCACUUAUCUUCAAACCCGAAGACAUUGCAGCCUUGAAUGCUCCAGUAGCACGUACUGCGGUAUCAACACUAAACCAAAAUCUCACAUUGAACUGUAACAUUACCCCUAAUACUUUAGCCGAGGUCAGCAAUUUCAACUGCUCACUUCCAACCCAUUUAUUAAACACAAACAUAACAAAUAUGUAUAAAGGACUGUUCUCAUGCAUGAAACCAAAUUCUUAGUAGAAAAUUAGGUCUAGGGGGAAAAUGCUCAAAUCGUGUUUCUGUAGUUGAAUCUCAGGAUCGGUGAUUAGUAUUAUAAUUUGAGGCAUAUUGCUAUUUAUACCCAAUGUUGAGGUUUUAAAUUUUGUUUUAAUCUGAAGGACCACUGAAGUUCUUGCAACCAGGUUACCAUGAUAACGUUCAUAGCGAUCAAAAUUGUAAGGGUAGCACGGCCCAUAUGUGGUAUUGCUACAAUUUGAGACAAAGGUAGUAGUGGCAAGCAACGUUGCCAUCGCAACCUGGUCUUGGGCUCUCCUGAACUUCAGCAUCACACGCAUUGUUAAUUCAGUACUGUGGUGCUAUGGUCUCAACACUUUAGAACAAUGUGAUAAUACCGUGAUAAAUGUUGUGCCAAAGUAGACCGAAUUAUAAGUAAUAUAUAGUAAUUUCUACAGCUGAACACAUAUUUUUUAUAUUAUUAUAUUAAAAAUGCAUUAAAAACACGAAUUAAAAAACUACCAAUAAAUAAU